UAUAAGCCUUCUCUAUAUAACCAUUUGAAGUAUCAGAAUAACUCCAAUACACAUACUCAGAGUAUUAAGAAUAUAUUCGAUUUCUUUGCAAGCUUUAAGAAAGCUCUUAAGAAAAUCUUUAGUAAUUCUAAUAAAGAAUAUAUUAUAGCUUAG
This is a messenger RNA of Cryphonectria parasitica EP155, 153 nucleotides long. RefSeq lists its product as uncharacterized. The record is from RefSeq and is a predicted model, not a curated record. The transcript has a single exon. Lineage: Eukaryota; Fungi; Ascomycota; Sordariomycetes; Diaporthales; Cryphonectriaceae. The annotation marks the transcript as partial.